Menidia menidia (Atlantic silverside) is the source of this 252-nucleotide messenger RNA. The record is from the annotation of a GenBank genome assembly. NCBI's taxonomy places the organism in Eukaryota, Metazoa, Chordata, Actinopteri, Atheriniformes, Atherinopsidae.
AUGGCCAACCCUCUGAGGCCUGAAGUGGUCCGGCUCUACAAGAACCUCCUCUACCUCGGGAGGGAGUACCCCAAAGGCGGCGACUACUUCAGGGACCGUCUGAGAGCAGCGUUCACGAAGAACAAGUGGGUCCAGGAGCCCGAGCAGAUCCGGGCCCUGAUCGCCCGGGGCCAGUUCGUGGCCCGGGAGCUGGAGGCGCUUUACUACCUGAGGAAGUACAGGGCCAUGAAGAAGCGCUACUACGAGGAGUGA